Messenger RNA from Colletotrichum destructivum, 2335 nucleotides. Its product is annotated as Putative WD40/YVTN repeat-like-containing domain superfamily. The coding region runs from base 484 to 1851 and encodes 455 amino acids. Gene Ontology annotation, molecular function: protein binding. The record is from RefSeq and is a predicted model, not a curated record. The transcript has a single exon. NCBI's taxonomy places the organism in Eukaryota, Fungi, Ascomycota, Sordariomycetes, Glomerellales, Glomerellaceae.
AUAACACGGACCACAUCAAGGCCCACAACGCUACCCUCCAAAUCCGUGUCCAUGUGCGCUCCUCGGUGAAGCCCACGGUGGAAAUGCUCGGCCUUCGGUAAGACAGCCUACUGGAUCCCUCACCGAACAACAGUCAGUCUCCCUUCCCCACUCUUUUCCCAGUUGCACGCAAACACAGAAAGCAGCUCACAACAUCAGCACAAUUGCAUGUUGUGUCUUCCUCCCCUUUACCUCACGCUCGGCCACCAGACGAAGGCAUCACCACCCUUCAUCGCAUCCAGCUACAGCCCAAUCGACAAGCCUGACUUGUUUUACCUAGCUAUUUCUCCUGCAACUCACCGCACAUCUCUAACUCGCCCCAGUUGGAUCCUCACCACUGCAGAUUCUUGAUUCGUCUUCACCUCCAGCCUCACUUUUGCGUUGCCAAUCACACUGGCCAUCGAGUAAUGCUAGCGCACCUCUUUGCCAACUUCCACACCGGCGAUGCAUUCUUCUGAAACCAAGGAUGCAGACCCUGUACUGCUUCACGAAACCAGUAGUUCACCGCCCAAGGACCCUUCUGCCCCCUCGCUGGAUCUCGUUGCUACUACCGAGAUAGCCGCCGACGACCCUGUCAAUCUCCCAAGACCGACCAACUUCUUUCGUCAAGUCCAAUGGACUGCUGACGGCACAACCCUCGUCGCUUCUACCUCGGACAACUGCCUGUCGGCAUACGUCUUGCCAGCAGACCUCCUCAGCCCAACCGGCCGGCCCCGGCUCUUGACGCCCCAUGGUCAGCUGCAGCUCCCGGAACCCUUCUACUCGGCCGCUCUGUCGCCCUAUUUUUCACUGUCCGAGCCGCAGACUCAACUCGCUCUGCUCGCCUGCAAAGACCAUCCCCUCCAGCUGUAUCACGUCUUCCCAGAGUCCCGGUCUUCGCCCCCGCUGUGCUCUUACAAGCUGAUUCGCCGCGAGACAGAGGAGUACAUCUGCCCCGAGUCUCUCCUGUGGUCUUGGCCCGGCACCCAUUUCCUUGCCGGUUCGACAAAUCGUCUCGACCACUUCGACGUGUCGAGAACCGGUUCUGAUGGCCCUGUCUUGACAAUCCCCACAAUCCCCUCCAAGCGGCACCUUCUCAAGGGCGGCGGUGUUGGUAUGAAGGGAAUGGUCUCUACCCUGUCAAGCCAGCGCCCAGAUGAGUCCGGCGCUUCCAUCGUGGCGGCAGGCACUUGGUCUCGCUGGAUGGGUCUCUACGACGUGACGCGCACGAACAAGCCCGUGGCGAAUUGGAGCAUUCAUGGCGUUACCAAGGCUCACUUCGGCCGAGACGUUGGCGGCAACGGCAUUGUUCAAACCAUCUGGAGUCCAUGUGGCCGAUAUCUGGCCAUCAACGAGCGCCAGGCAAGCGGAAUCCUUGUCUACGAUGUUCGUGGGACGGGCCAGCCUCUGAACCUGCUCGUUGGCAGGACCGCGACCACACAGCAAAGGUUAACGUGUGAUGUAUUUCCGGGAAGCGGGGACUACGGUGGCUUCGAGCUCUGGGCCGGCACAGAACAGGGAAAUGUUCUCGUUUAUGAAGACGUUGGCGCCAUGGAUGGCGUCCUUGACAAGUCAUGGGACUGGGCCGCCCACACAUCACCCGUUGGAAGCGCUGCUGUUCACCCCACCGGCUCCGUCGUCGCCACUUGCUCUGGCGCGUGGACCAGCUAUGCGGAUCGCGAACUGGACAGUGAGGUUGGUUCUACGGACGACAACGGCCAACCGCGCUUGGCUUCGACAUGCAUCACCCCUGAUUCCGCCCUCAAAGUCUGGACAUUGUCGUCGAAUACUACAGAACCCGUGGCUCAGGACAACCCCGAAGCCGUACAAUGACAACUGUCGGCUAGCUAUGACUCUCCGAGUACCAUUUUACUGCCGUCUGUGCCCAAACGAAAAGCGUCCACACCUCCCCAUUCGACAAGAACCGACUAUGAAGGCUUUGCUAAGGCAGAGGUUCAUCUUGCCCAGGCUUGGACAUGAGCUGCCCGCAUACUUGCUUCUUCACAUCAUCCUCAUGCAGGCAGUUGACACAUGGAUGACGGGCCUCGGGUCAAGGUUACCCAGGCUCUUGGCACUCAAGUCUAUCGCCAACAAAGUUUCGCGUGGCAUGUAGCCAAGAUCUACGAAUAGCUUGGGAGAGCAGCUGUUCUGCACGGGAGGCUGCAGUCGCUGACGCAACCUGAUGUCGAUUGCGAGGAUCCCAUCCUCUUGCUGCCCGCUUGCAUCGCGUGCUGCAGCCUCGGCCUUCCCAACAAUCGACUGGGGCAAGGAAAUCUCCUUCAGGCCGUCUGGGCCAUGUUGUUUCUGCAGAAUACUC